CCUAGCUGGGGCUGCGGGCUCCGCGCCUGGGGCCCACCCCCUCAGGCGGGCCUCGCCAGGUGCUCCGGCUGUUCCGCCGGGUGUGUCCGAGCGGUGCGCGCGUCGGAAAGUGACACCAGCCGACGGAGGGGGAGGGGCACCGUGCCCAAGUUUGAGCGCGCGGUGCCAGGCCGGCGGGUGCGCGCGGCAUGGAAGCGGGGCACCGGGCAGGAGUUGGUGCCUGUCAGAGAAGUCCUGUCAGACCACUAACUCCUGGUCUUCAAACUGACAAACUUUCUUCUGAUGUUGGAUAUCAUGGCUGACCCUGCAGUGGAAGAGCAGGUCUCCAAAAUCAGUGAACUUUGCCAUAAAUGUGGCCAGUUCCACCUGUUACAGGACAAUCAUCUUUAUAACUUCCAAGAUGAAGUGGAUGAUGAACUGGUUUGCCAUAUCUGCCUUCAGCCUUUGCUCCAGCCCAUGGAUACACCCUGUGGACACACAUACUGUUUCAAGUGCCUUGAGAACUUCAUGCAGGAGUAUAACUUUUGUCCCAUGGAUCGGAAAAAACUGAGUUUCCAACACUGCCGGAAGUCUAGCCUUCUAGUGAGAAACCUGCUGGAUAAAUUGACUAUCCUCUGUCCCUUCCAGAAAGAGUGUCAGCAGAUGAUGCAGAGGUGUGAACUAGAAGCCCACUUACAGAACAGGUGUCCUGGCUUCAAGAAAUACAAAUCCGAUAUAGAAAGGAGAAAAAAUCCACAUUCCAGAGGCAAGGAAGAUCCCAUUACCAGGGAGGAAUCGAAUGCUGCGAGAGAGGCGGAGCUAUCAGACGGAGCAUCAUCGCUGGUGGCAGAAAGCUCUAUAGCGGCUGUGGUAUCUCUGGGGACUGUGGAGCCUGGACUUGUUAAUCCAGCCUUUGAGGAGGGUGAAGAAGGCGACCUGCCUCAGAAAGCUAGUCUUGUGGCUGAAACAAGUACGAUUGAAAUUCAUCGAGAUGAUCCAGAAGAAGAACUAGGAAUGCGGAUAGUUGGGGGCAAAGACACCCCUUUAGGGAACAUUGUUGUUCAGGAAGUCCUUCGGGAUUCUGUUGUUGCUGCAGAUGGAAAAAUAGCACCUGGAGACCAUAUCCUUGAGGUGAAUGGUGUCAACAUCAGUAGCGUGACUCAUUGCCAAGCUAUCUCCUUGCUGCGCCACCCAGGUCCCGUUCUUCACCUUAUGGUCCUGCAGGAAAAAGGGUUUUCCAACAGGACUCUCAAACAGGAUUCUAGCCCUGCUGUUAACCGGGAAGUGAUUCACGUUACACUGAUGAAGAGAGACCCAUCUGAACCCCUGGGAAUCAAACUGAUUAGGAAGACAGACGAGGCAGGGAUUUUUAUUCUGGACCUGCUUGAUGGAGGCUUGGCAGCCAAAAAUGGAAAGCUGAGUCGGAAUGACAAAGUUCUCUCUAUAAAUGGCCAGGACCUGAGGCAGGGAACACCUGAGACUGCUGCACAGAUAAUACAGACCAGUGAGGCAAGAGUGAACUUUGUGGUCCUAAGGCAGUCUGGUGUAGAGCUGCCAGAUGCUGUUGAAGAUGGUGGCACACCAAACAGUAGUAGCAGCAGCAGCAAUGGAGGGAGUCCAGUGCACCAUCGGAGGAGACCUGACCAGAAUCAUUACAGACGAAAAUCAAACUACCAAAAGGAUCUACCUCAGGGAUACCUCAGCCAGGAAAAGACCGUUACAAUAAAAAAGGAGCUAAAGGAAUCUUUGGGAAUAACUAUUGGAGGUGGAAGGGACAAUAAAAACAAACUUCCUAUUUAUGUAACUAGUGUGCAACCCAUUGGAUGCCUCUUCAGGGAUGGCAGGAUCAAGAGAGGAGAUGUGCUUUUGAAUAUAAAUGGCAUCGAUUUGACUCAUCUAAACUACUAUGAAGCUGUCUCUGCACUGAAAUCCAAUGCAGCUUCCCACACCGUAGUGCUGAAAGCCCUGGAAAUCCUUGUACCAGAGAGGGUGCCAGAACCCACAGACCCAUCCUCUGAUAUCAGGGAACAUGGGUUCAGUUGGUCACCCCUUUGGAUCACAUGGCUCGGAUUACCUACCUACCUUCACUGCUGUCAAGAUAUUGUCCUUCGUAAAAGUAACUCAGAAAGCUGGGGAUUCAGCAUUGUUGGAGGCUUUGAAGAAGGCAAAGGAAACCAGCCAUUUUUCAUUAAAACCAUAGUGCCUGCAACACCUGCCUUCCAUGACAGAAGACUAAAGUGCGGAGAUGAAAUAGUGGCAGUAAAUGGAGUAUCUGCUGUAGGAAUGAGCAACUCUGAGCUAAUUCCCAUGCUGAAAGAACAGAAGAACAAAGUCACUCUUACAGUUGUGUCUUGGCCUGGAAGUUUUGUGUAAACAUCAAAGCCAAAUCUAUGUUCACUUGAUUUAUGAGCCUCUUUGGGACCAGAUGCUCAUUAGAUUGAUGGGAUAGCGAAACAUGUGGCAGGCAUACCAAGGAAACCCUGAACUCUUGGCAUAUGAUGUGUACUAUCCAGUAGGCUUUCAUUUCCUAUUUGAAGAAAACAUUUCCAGAAUUGAUGAAGGCAAAUGUAGCUUGUUGAUAUAUCUAAAUUUUAGAUCCAACAUUGUAGCAGAUUGGAGCGGCACUUUCACUAGCUUCAUCAUGGAGUUCUAAUCAGUACAGGAUUAUUGUGGGGACAGUUAUUUUUCCAGUGGUCUAUAUGAAUUGUGCAUCUCUAUUUUGAGCCAGUCUCCUUUUUUCCUCCAAAUCCUAUUUUAGCUGUGCUAAACCAAUAAUUGUAACUAAAACAUACCUAAUCUCCUAAAAUAAGAGUAAUGUUUCACACACUGGUCAAGGGUC
Terrapene triunguis (Three-toed box turtle) is the source of this 2818-nucleotide messenger RNA. RefSeq names its product ligand of Numb protein X 2-like. The record is from RefSeq and is a predicted model, not a curated record. The transcript is spliced from 10 exons. Lineage: Eukaryota; Metazoa; Chordata; Testudines; Emydidae. The coding region runs from base 283 to 2352 and encodes 689 amino acids. Gene Ontology annotation, molecular function: protein binding; ubiquitin-protein transferase activity; metal ion binding.